AUGAAUCGCUUUGUCACCCAGCCAGAGCCCUUUGUCUUCAACACUCCAACGCGUAGCCAGAGCCGGCAGCCUCCGAUGCCCAAGGACCCAACACGAGACUGGCGAUAUCAUCGGGUCCGAGGCACAUCAAACAGCACACAGCCACCUGCGCCAGUGCGCAGUACAGAGAAGGUGACCAGCUACCAAUUAGCCACCUUGAGGAAGCUGCAAGAGCGUCGGCUCAAGGAAAUGCGAGAAGAGGAAGAACUGAAGGAGGUUCCGAAUGACGAAAUGAAGUUUCGCGUGAAGCAGGCAAUGGGGAAAGUGGAGCCCUUGGAGCAAAAGAUAGAUCGAAUUGUCUCUGACAAACGCCGUGGCCUACAGCGCACACAGCGACAGAAAGCAGAGGACUUGCGAAAUAUCAUGGAGCGUGCAAACAGUCGGCCCUUGCUGAUGCAACAGGCAGACAGCCUGGUCCGCGCCAAGCGCCGCGCAUUGUUCCGUGUGCGGAACGCUCUCCGGCAAGCGGGUGUACGUGAUGUGAAUCGACACUUUGCCGACGAUGAGCUGGAAGAGAUGGAGCGUGGUGAAGAUGAGAAGGAAUCUUAUGGGUACACGACCGGCACUGAGCCUUUGACUGAGGCUGUAACACAAGGUAGCCUUUUCCGGCCGUAA
Durusdinium trenchii is the source of this 654-nucleotide messenger RNA. Lineage: Eukaryota; Dinophyceae; Suessiales; Symbiodiniaceae. The record is from the annotation of a GenBank genome assembly.